AUGUCGGUCCCUAGCAAGACUACAGUUCUAGUUAUUGGCGGUGGUCCCGCUGGAUCAUACGCCUCAGCGGUUCUGGCUCGUGAAAAUGUUGAUACAGUCCUCUUAGAAGCAGAGAAGUUUCCUCGGUACCAUAUCGGCGAAAGCAUGCUCGCCUCGAUGCGCUUUUUCCUCCGGUUCAUUGACCUCGAGGAGCGCUUCGAUGCGCACGGCUUCAGAAAGAAGCACGGAGCAACAUUCAAGAUCAACUCCAAGCGUGAGGCCUACACAGACUUCUCGGCCUCUCUUGGGCCUGGGGGCUACGCGUGGAACGUAAUCCGCUCCGAGGCUGAUGACCUUAUGUUCCGUUAUGCGGGAGAAGAAGGUGCACAUAUCUUUGAUGGCACCAAAGUUGAUAACAUCGAAUUUGUGCCAUAUGACGCUGCCGAUAGUGCGGAUUUCAACCCGGAUGCUCUCCUCAGCAACCCCGGUCGCCCAGUCGCGGCGACGUGGUCCCGUAAAGACGGUACCAGCGGCCGGAUCGAAUUCGACUAUCUCAUUGACGCCUCUGGUCGUGCCGGUGUUGUCUCCACUAAAUAUCUGAAGAACCGCACGGUCAACGAAGGGCUUCGAAACAUUGCCAACUGGUCCUACUGGAAAGGUGCCAAGGUGUAUGGCGAAGGUACGGGCCAGCAAGGUUCACCCUUUUUUGAAGCUCUUACCGAUGGUAGUGGCUGGUGUUGGGCGAUCCCACUACACAACGGCACUUUGUCCGUGGGUGUGGUCAUGCGGCAGGAUCUCUUCUUUGGCAAGAAGAAGGCAGCAGGAUCGCCGAAUUCGCUCGACAUGUACAAGCUGUGUCUAGAGAAUGUCCCAGGAAUCAGUUCGUUGCUCGACGAGGCCGAGAUUGUCUCCGAUAUCAAGAUGGCAUCAGACUGGUCUUACAGCGCUAACGCGUACGCUGGACCCAACUUCCGGAUUGCGGGAGAUGCGGGAUGCUUCAUUGACCCGUACUUCUCGUCGGGUGUUCACCUUGCACUGGUUGGCGGUCUCUCUGCUGCGACGACCAUCCAGGCGGUUCGUCGAGGUGAGACCACCGAGUUCAGCGCCGCGAAAUGGCACUCGAGCAAGGUAACAGAGGGAUACACCCGGUUCCUCCUGGUUGUCAUGGCUGUUCUUCGUCAGCUGCGGAAGCAAAAUGCAGCAGUAAUCAGUGAGGAUGGGGAAGAAGGCUUCGACAUGGCAUUUGGUCUCAUCCAGCCAGUUAUUCAGGGCCAAGCCGACACGGGUGAAAGCGAGCAGCAGAGGAUGGUAGCGGGUGUGCAGUUCUCACUGGAGCGGUUCAACCGAGCUCCGCCUGAAGUGCAGCGCGCAGUGCUCGACAAGGCAAAGUCGGCUGGACAGAAUGCAGAAGAACUGGAGAAGUUGACUCCGGAUGAGAUGGCAGUGCUGCAUAACAUCAUUGGUCGACAGCUGCGGAUGACCAAGGUUGAGAAGAAUCUCGACAACUUUUCUCGGGACGUGGUUGACGGAUGGGCGCCCCGCGUCGAGCGAGGGAACUUGGGUUUGAAACGGGCUGAUGACAGUAUCAUGACUGAUGAAAUGGAGGACCUGUUCAAGCUGAACCGGUCGGUGGAUACUUCAAAGGGUGGCAUUCACGUGAAGAGUAAUGAAAUUCAACUUCCCGCUUGA
This is a messenger RNA of Penicillium macrosclerotiorum, 1668 nucleotides long. RefSeq names its product NAD(P)/FAD-dependent oxidoreductase. The transcript is spliced from 2 exons. The record is from RefSeq and is a predicted model, not a curated record. Gene Ontology annotation, molecular function: monooxygenase activity. Bases 1 to 1668 code for a protein of 555 amino acids. Lineage: Eukaryota; Fungi; Ascomycota; Eurotiomycetes; Eurotiales; Aspergillaceae.